AUGAUGGAAGAAGGUAUGUUAGAUGUGGGGACGCAUUGUACCUUUUGUAGGCAAUUAGAUUUCUUACCAUUCCAUUGUGAUUAUUGUGAUAAAGAUUUCUGUUCUAAACAUAGAACUCAACAAUCCCAUUUAUGUACUUCUUUACCAACACAAAAUUCUAUUUCGCAUCGAACUACAGCUAAUUUAACCACAAAUAAAGGGAAUGGUGACAAAUUCUUCCAAUCCUUACUGCCAGAUAAAGCUGCCGUAAGAUUACAUACUAGUGGCAAGCCAUCAAGCAAAACGAUUGCUAAUAGUAAUAUUAAAGAUAAACAAAAUGGGACAGAGCAAUAUCCCAUGAAAGCAUACCUAAACUCAUCAGCGAAAUCAAGAUUACUUAGAUUCUUGAAAAAAAUGAAACAAUCAUCGUCGAAAUCUUCCAUAUCAGACUCAAAAGAUACAACUCAUUUAUUAUCUAAUACUACAAAUAUUAAACCAAGUAUUAAAAGAUCGCAUAGAAUUACUGAACUAUCUAAAGUUAAGAAAAUUGCAAUAGGGGAUAAAAAAAUACCUGAAGAUAAGAGGUUAUACGUUUAUUGUUAUAUAAUCGAUCAAGAUAUCGAUUCUCCAUCUCCAUCUUCAUCGACAAAGAAGCACGUUAUAUUUCUGGAUAAGAACUGGGUUAUAGGCAAAAAUUUGGAUUAUAUUGCGAAGGUUUUAAACGUUAAAAAUAUUAAUAUUAAUAGUUCAACGACUCAAGAGGAAAAAUUAUUUCUUUAUAAUAGUGUAUUUCCUACCAAUAACGAUGAUUUCCAAGCAGAAUUAUUAGCAAAUAAUAAGAAAGCUAUGUUAAUGUUAAAAGAUUUAGAUACUAUAUAUUUGGUUCGUGGCACUGACAAUUUUAGUUAA
Henningerozyma blattae CBS 6284 is the source of this 888-nucleotide messenger RNA. RefSeq names its product Cuz1p (gene CUZ1). The record is from RefSeq and is a predicted model, not a curated record. The coding region runs from base 1 to 888 and encodes 295 amino acids. Gene Ontology annotation, cellular component: cytoplasm. NCBI's taxonomy places the organism in Eukaryota, Fungi, Ascomycota, Saccharomycetes, Saccharomycetales, Saccharomycetaceae. The transcript has a single exon. Gene Ontology annotation, molecular function: zinc ion binding.